Molecule: messenger RNA, 2265 nt
Organism: Metarhizium album ARSEF 1941
Lineage: Eukaryota; Fungi; Ascomycota; Sordariomycetes; Hypocreales; Clavicipitaceae
Product: DNA damage response protein RcaA
Exons: 4
Coding region: 1-2265 (754 amino acids)
Biological process (GO): mitotic G2 DNA damage checkpoint signaling; double-strand break repair via homologous recombination
Cellular component (GO): Mre11 complex
Molecular function (GO): damaged DNA binding
Source: RefSeq, a predicted model, not a curated record
AUGCGUUCGACGGACGACGCUUGUGGCUCCGUCCUGGGAAGACGUAUCUGUUCGGACGGACGGCAUCUGAACCACUUGACGAUUACCGUGGAAACAGUCACCGCCGGCGUCGCACAACAUUUGACUGGUCGGUCGAAGCUGACGGUCGAGGAUUUGGGCACAAAGAUGGGUACAAUUGUCAAUGGCCGGAAAAUACGGGGCGAAAAGUACGCUGCUGCUUCAGCGGAGCUCGAGAUCACAAUGGGCAAAUGCCCUAGCAAGUUCAGGAUAACUUGGUUCCCGGUGGUCUUUACUUUCUCGUUUACGAGUAAAGAGCUACAAACAGAUCCGCUUACUACUCUACGAGAACGAUUUGAGCAACUCGACGUCAAGCUUUUGACAGAUUAUAGUAUCGAACACACAACCCACGUAGUGUCCAGGAAACGCAAUACAGCAAAAGGACUUCAAGCCCUCAUCAACGGGAAAUACAUUGUGACUGAAACCUUUUUGGAGGCCGUAACGCAAGCCGCACAAAUAAACGACGCUUGCGAGCCCAGCUCUUUGGAGCAAGAGUUUGACAGAUGUUGGCCAGCUGCAAUCCAGCACUUGCCACCGCGUGGAGGGGAGCCCGUACAGCAUCCAGACUCGAUUUAUGAACCAGACUCCGACCGAAGAGACGUUUUCGAAGGUUAUACCUUCAUCUUCUACGACAAGACGCAGUACAACAAUCUCAUGGCUCCAAUCACAAACGGCGGCGGUAAGGCUGUCUUCCAAGUCAUCACACCCGGUGAGACUCACACAGACGAAUUUGUGCGGCAUGUGAAACAAGUUGCGGGAGAAAAGGGCCUCGGCUCCUUUGAGGAUGGAAGCGAAGGUAAGGGUGCUGUUGUUGUGAGGUUUUUGCCAGCCAAAGGUGAAUACGUCGAGUGGUACACAGAAUUCAUUACCGCCGUAUCACUACGGCUCGACCACAGACCCAUAGAACAAAACGAGUUCUUGGAGGCCAUUUUGACCAAAGACGCCACCAAACUACGGCGACCGUUGGAGGUUGAGUCAGCACCAGCUAGUCAGGCAGCAGAAAACAAUGACAUUGGACCUUCUUCGACGGCCGAUACUAGCGGCAUGCAGCCACAGCCGCCUGCUGAAGAACAACCACAACCAACAAGGACUCGGACUAGGAGGCCAGUAAAGCGACGUUUUGCGGGAUUUGACCAUGAUGCCGAUAUUGACAUGGACGACCCAAUUACGGCUUCCUUACCUCGCGACUCUGGACUGGGUCAGAUGCAAGGAGAGGACGCGGGCGGACUGUUCGUUUCGCAGGAGCCCGACUUGGCCGGGUCGCAACCGCCUCUUGGCGUGGAUGAUAGUCAGGCGAGGAAGAGAAGAGCCUCAAUCGAAGAUGACCUCAUGGACGGUGUGGCACCGGCAGCAGCUAGAUUCAAGCGACAACGGAUAGAAAGAGGCCAAGACUUUGCUCCGCCUUCGCCUUCACCGGACCCACAGCCUCCCGCAGCCCCAGCGAAGAAGAGAAAGGAAGAGCUCGACGUUCUUGCCAUGGCUGCACGUCACCGUGAAGAGGAAGAGGCCCGAGCUCGUGCUGAGCGUGAAGACCUGGCCAAUUUGCCCGAGGGCAUUGACCUUGCUGAGAUACGCCGUCUGAACAUAGUGGAGGAGAUGGAGAUUCGCAUACCGGCCCGAGAAGCCAGAACCAGAGAAAAAGACGUUGCCGAUGGCCGUUGGAAUCCGAAGUGGAAUGGGGUGAAAAAUUUCAAGAAGUUCCGUUCACGAGGCGAAGCGACUGGCAGACAGCCCGUCAGAGCCAUCGUUACUUUACAAGAGGUCAAGAAUAAGGAGUUCGGCAUAGGGGAUAAUUAUUGGCUAGAAGAUGAGGGCGUUGAGCGGACGAGGUCGCUCACCGUGGUGCGCUCCGCUCAUGGUACGCAAAACUCGAAAGCCUCCGCACCAGAGGCGUCGCCUCGAUACCGCGCCACGCAUGUUGUCGUUUCGGAGAGUGAAGAGGAAGACGACGCACACAACAGUGCACGGAGCGGAAAUCGGAGAGGCCCUGCCGGAACAAGCAGCACGAAGAUCACGGCCACACAGUCGCAAAUCACAUCGACUGGGCCAUCCGGACAGGCGAGAGCAACGCAGGAGAAGCGGUCUGCAGUGGAGCCGCUGUCGGGCCAGCGGGCCAAAAGGCCACGACCAGCUUUACGAGCCAUCGAAGUUGCCGAUAGUGACGAUAGCGAGGAUGAACUGAAGUUCAGAUUUGGCAAGCGGCGAUAG